Messenger RNA from Acanthochromis polyacanthus (spiny chromis), 4446 nucleotides. RefSeq lists its product as uncharacterized. The transcript is spliced from 9 exons. Lineage: Eukaryota; Metazoa; Chordata; Actinopteri; Pomacentridae. The record is from RefSeq and is a predicted model, not a curated record. Bases 1163 to 4192 code for a protein of 1009 amino acids.
AGCUGUCUCAGAGAGAAUCAUGCAGAACCCAGAAAAUUGUUCACAUGACCAUCAUCGAUUUUGUUCUGAACUUCCCCAAAUGUUCAGUUGACCAAAAAAAUAGAUUCUAUGCAAAAAAGAGUGUUGUGUUUUGGUUAUUCUUUGACUUUUGUCACUUUGAAAAUUGAGCCUUCUGAAGUCAGUUCAGGCUGUUUAACAUUGAAAUAAUAGGGAAAAUCCUUUCACUUUGACAAUCAAAAUCUCUCAUGGGGACGCUUCCAAUUUCUUAAAACUAAGCUGAACUUACCGCUAAGACAGUUUGAAGUUGCCUUCUGCUAAUUUUACCCAAGGAUAUGGCAUAAAAUAUACCAAAAAUUUAUUUUUUUUCAUACAGAUUUGGAUGCGCGUAGCGUCGCCAUUUCUCACCAGAUGGCGACAGCUGAAAGGAGAGAACGAGCAGAAGACAGAAAACUGAAUGCUAUAUAAAUACAGUGAAGCCUUGCUAUAAUGCGGUUCACCUUUCCCGGCUUCGCUGUUUCACGGAUUUUUUAGCGCAUUUUUAAAUGCUUUUUUUUUUUUUUUUUUAAAGUGCAUUGUGUUCUGGGGACUGACCAACGUGAACAGUCUCUGCGCCUCGUCUCCUCUGCCAUACAGGCCAGCGCUGCCUGCUGUGGAGCGCUGGAUCAUUUCUCUCCUUGGUCUCCAUGUAGUGAGACACCCUGAAAGACGGAGCCGAAAGAGCAGCCUUAUUCUUUUCCCCCGCCGUCAACCGGACAGUGGACGUGGUCCCCAGCCGUCUCUGGCCACUGCAGCCGCGAAGAGCGCCGGCGCGAACCUUCCCCACCCCCGACUGCUCCAAUUGAUUCAGCCGGCCCGCUCUGAGGCAGGAGUACCGCCGCGGCAUUCACCUGGCUGCAGCUGCAGCGCUCCCCCAAGUGCAGUAUUGUAUAAUAACUGUAAAAAAUAAAGCUGACUACUUCACGGAUUUUGCCUAUCGCGGGUUCUUUUUGGAACGUAACCCCCGCGAUAAACGAGGGUUCACUGUACAUUUAUUUAUUUUUAAAAUUGCACGUUUUUAGAACCAAACAUAAAAUACGAACAACUUCCUGUCUCCCAUGGAGGUCACGUGUUUCCUGUCACCCGUGGAGGUUGGAGGUCUGCUUUUUUUGGUGAAGAUUAGAAGAUGGCCUGUAUUUUUGAAGGGGUUUAUGGGAAAGACUGUGGUGGGCAUAGAGUUUCACUUUCUUCAUGUGAUGCUGACACCUCCGGACACCUGUUCACUUUGAAGAUCUCCGAUGCAGAACUGACUGAGUGCGAUCUGAUAAUCAGCAGAGGUCGGGCUUUGCUGGGUCAGGAGAUUGACAAGAACAACUCUAUUUGUGCUGUGCAUCGAGAAGAGUUGGGCACCAGGUGGAGACGUUUCACAAGGACUUGUCAGUAUCCUACCCACUCCGGUUCCGGCAAAGGCACUCGUCACAUUUAUCACAAAAUGUAUCUUGAGUUAUUGGAAAUGAACUCAACCCAUCACCCUCCACCAAUUGGUGCAAAGCUUUGUGAGGGCUGCAGAAAGUACCAUCAGACAGCAUACAGAGAUUAUCAGCUUCAGCUUGAAAGUUCUUCCAUGCCCAUGUCAUCUCAAAGCUCUCAGCCAGUGUCCAUCAUGUCAUCGCAAGAUUCAGUGAACUCUUGGAAAGGACAGACAGUUUCACUUGAAGAAAUUAAUUCUGCACUUGCUGUUCUCUGCAAGGCUGCUGGCGUCGACACCAUCCGCCUGAAUUCUAGACUUUCAACGAGUUGGAAUGAUCUUGGCAGAACAGCACAGUACCAGUACAGGUUGCAGCUUAGACAACUAGAGAGAAUGACACAAGAGCUUGUGGCACCAGGUCAAGGUGAGCUGCUCACUGAGGAUGAUGCUGAAGAGCCUGCAAGUACAUCAGAAUCCAGUGGAAAAAUUGUGGACAACUUGGUGCACAUUUAUUCUACAAGUGAAACAUGGCAGCAAAAGAGACAGAUCCUUUCUAUCCUGUGUUCAGACUUUACUAAGUCUGAUCUGUUGAGUAUGAUCCCCGGGGUAACAGUGUAUGCCGUCGAUGCUGCCAGACAUCACGCAGCAUUGUCUGGUGCAGGUACUGCCGUCAAGGCCACUCCAACUGUGCGGGAUCGCCUAUCUCAGGUCAAAGUUGACCACUUCCUUGACUUCCUCAUGGACCCAGUAUACCUGAAGAGUGUUUCAUACGGUGACAGGGAGCUACGCCUUUCAACAGGACAGGUACUUACAAUACCAAACAUGCUGCGGACAGUGCACACUAGUCACCUUGUAGAAAACUACCAAACUUAUUGCUUUGAAACCAAGUUUGAAUGCCUGCCAAGAGCAACAUUGUUCAGGAUUCUGCAAGACUGCCAGGCAUCCUACAGUACAAGUUUACAGGGCUUGGACAACAUCUCGGCCAGAGGAGCGGAGGCAUUCAACCAACUGCAGGACAUCUGUCAGCGACUGCAGCUCAGUGGACAAAGUGUGGCAUGGUCUAGGGACAUCAAGGAACUCAUAACUGCAAGCCAAGAGUACCUCAAGGUACACUACAGAGGCCAUAUCAGUCUGUUUUCCAAGUGUCCACAUCACUGUAUAGCAUACUCGCUGUCAGAUCCCAAGGACAAAGACUACCAGACUGCAUGCAGCCACGAACACAGCGAGGUGUGUCCUGGGUGUUGCCUCCUUGACAGGAUUCAGCAUGAGUUGGAGACCGCAGUGGCUGAUGUUUCCAGUGAUGACCUGAGGGAAGAGCUUGUGCAUGACCUCACUUCAAGUGUAACCGCUAUCCACGACUACAGAUCUCAUAUCAUGAGAUGUGUCAAUCAAGACAGAUGCAGAGUCGCUUGUUUGGACAGCCUGCAACAGAACCAGGCCAUGGUUGUCUGUGACUGGGCGAUGAAAUUCCUGCCUGUCUACUAUCGAGAGAAGCAGCAGGACUUCUUCGGCAAGCGGGGUAAAAGUUGGCAUGUCUCUGCAGUCAUCCACCGAGAGGAUGGUGACCUGAAAGUGAGGACGUUUGUGCACAUAUUUGAGCAAACACGACAGGAUUGGCAGUCAGUUGCUGCCAUCCUUCUCAACACCCUGGCAACCAUCAAGAAGCAGCUGUCACAGAUCACAGAGGUCUAUCUGAGAUCAGACAAUGCUGGGUGUUACAAGUGUGGUGCCCUUCUUGCCCUCCUCCCGGCUAUUGAACAGCAAUCAGGUCCUCUCCGACAACGCAUUCGCCGCUACGUCUCGGAGGGCCAUGACGUGGACACUGCGCAAAAAAUGAAAGAAGCCCUGGAUGAUGGAGGUGGAGUCAAAAGCGUCCAGGUUGCCAUUGCCCACUUCUCCCCCAAGCCAGUGAGAAACCCGAAGUGGAUUGGCAUCCAGUCUUUGAUGAAUUUCAGAUAUGACAGUAGUCAUGAAACAGUUUCAUCUUACAAGGCCUACGAUAUUGGACCUGGAAAGUCUGUGAAGACAGCUACAUUCUGGAGUGAAACUCCUCCCAUCCUUCAACUUGACAUUGUCCAGAAUUUCUCGCUUCCCACUAAGCCAACAGGAGACGUAAUCGGCAAAAGAGCCAAGAUGACUGCCACAUCAACUGCAUCUGAGACAGAGGACCAUGAAUUGCCAGACUUCAUUCUACCCUGCUGUGAUCCCCAAUGUGACUUUGUGGCCCACAGUUAUGAAAUGUUGGACACCCACAUCGCCACCGAGAAGCACAUCAUGACAAGUCAUGACAAGAUAAUGCUGAAAUGGAAGGACCGCUUGGAGAGUGUGACCAGUGCCAUUAAAGCAGCCAGGUCUUCAACCACAGAUGACUCCCUCACAGGAGCUGUUCCUCCUCCCCAGGGAUGGGCACUGAAAGGCACCAUCAAGGCCAGCCACUACAGCCAGGAGGUAAAAGCCUACCUACAGGAACUGUUUGAGACUGGACGCCGCACUGGAAGGAAGUCAGAUCCAGCGGAUGUUGCGAGAGACUUGAAGUCAGCAAGAAUGGCUACAGGUGCAAAGCGCUUCAAGUCAGAUGAUUGGCUGUCUGCAUCCCAAGUAGCCAGCUACUUUUCUCGGUUGGCUGCAGCUCAUCACACACAGUCUGCUCCAGAUUCAACCACCACAGCUGAAAAUGAUGACUCUGAUGCCAGGGCUGUUGAACGUGAAGAACUGAGAAACUCUCUUCUGAAGGGCCUUACAGUGUAGCCUAGCUAUGUCCUGAAUGUUUGUUAGUGGAUGUCUAACUCUCACUACUUAAUAUAUAAAUAUAUAUGUUUUUCACUGAAUUCAUCUUCCUUGGAUAUGGAAAACAUAACCAUAUUGUCAUGUACACUUAGUGAUUACAGAACAUGCAGUAUCUUUCUUCUCAAUUUCUUUGUUCAUGCUGCUAUAGUACAGGGCCACCAUGACGUAGCUGGCAUAUGUAUGUAUACAUGUGGAUAUAUAAUGAUAUAUGAUAU